Molecule: messenger RNA, 4082 nt
Organism: Eleginops maclovinus (Patagonian blennie)
Lineage: Eukaryota; Metazoa; Chordata; Actinopteri; Perciformes; Eleginopidae
Gene: ercc5
Product: excision repair cross-complementation group 5
Exons: 15
Coding region: 183-3620 (1145 amino acids)
Biological process (GO): nucleotide-excision repair
Cellular component (GO): nucleus
Molecular function (GO): DNA endonuclease activity; single-stranded DNA binding
Source: RefSeq, a predicted model, not a curated record
AUGAGAAGUCUAUGGUUGCUCUACGGACAAAAAUAGCGUUACAGCAAACGUUGAAAAGUGCCAAAUAGUGCAUUGUUCCAUUUUAGUGGUUUUGGAGUCGAAUCGGAGAUGCUUAAAUUUGUCGAAAGUUAACCUGAUGCUGUGUGUUUCUUGAUAAUCACAUUAUUUGAACAACAGUUAUCAUGGGAGUGCAUGGACUGUGGAGGCUGCUGGAGAGUACAGGGAAGCCCGUCAACCCUGAGACUCUGGAGGGAAAGAUCCUUGCUGUUGACAUCAGUAUAUGGCUGAACCAGGCAGUGAAAGGGGUGAGGGACCGUGAAGGUAACAGUGUGCAGAACGCCCACCUUCUCACUCUCUUCCACCGCGUCUGUAAGCUGCUCUUCUUCCGCAUCAGGCCAGUCUUUGUUUUUGAUGGGGACGCACCGCUGUUGAAGAAACAGACUCUGGCGCUGAGGAGGCAAAGGAAAGAUGAGUUGAGCCGAGAGUCCAAACAGACAAAUGAAAAGCUCCUCAAGACGUUCCUGAAGAGACAAGCUAUCAAAGCUGCACUUGGAGACACCAGUAAGGAUCCUCUACCCAGCCUCUCCACUGUGAGGAGAGAUGAAGUGGACGACAUGUACGUUCUACCAGCCCUGCCAGCUGCAGAGGAGAAGGACAAAAGCAGUUCAGAGGAGGAAGAGGAGGAGGAGGAGAGAGAGUUGGAGGAAACAGAUGAGGGAUAUCAAAUGUAUCAGGGAGAAUUAUAUGAAAACCCAAACUCAAUGGACAUCAACUCAGAAGAGUUUGCCAGCCUUCCACUUGAAAUGAAACAUGAGAUACUCAAAGACAUGAAAGAGUUUUCCAAAAGGCGUCGGACCAUGUACCAGAAACCCCCAGAGCGCUCAGGAGACUUCUCACAGUACCAGUUGGCCGGCCUGCUGCAGAGGAACCAUCUGAACCAGCGUCUGCGGGGUGUGGAGAGCGAGAUGUGCCAGCUGAGUGCCGGCAGCGCUCCACAGCUCUACCAACAGGAUGGUGACCAGCAGAGUCACAGCAUCGAGUCACACCGCCUGGUUUCAGAAGACAAUUCCCACUAUAUACUCAUUAAAGGCUCUAAAAAGAUCAAAACCGCCCCUGAGAGCCGCCCUGCAGCUGCAGCCUGGGCUGGCAGUGCCUUGACAGGCUCUAAAGGACGAGCAGUGGACAGACCUGAGCCCCUGUGGCGUCCUGCCGCAGAGGAAGGGGCCGACCGGUGGGGUCAUGCCUCAGAAGACUCCAAACCUUCUGUCUCCAAACCUUUUUUUGGAGACACAUCCCCACCCUCACCUCGUACACUCAAGGCGAUCCAAGGUGCAAUGGACGACAGCUCAGAUGAGGACAAGGUGGACCAAGAUAGGGGGCAAGGUGGUGUGUCCCCACGGACCCUGCUGGCAAUCCAACAAGCUCUCACUGAGGAGGAACAUGGCCAUGCUGGACACGGGACUCUAAUCUACAGCUCGGCCACCAAACUGCAGGUUAACAUUCCUCCUCCUGCACCUCAAGUGGUCAUCAGCAGCUCAGAGGAAGAGGCAGAACCAGACACUUUGCCCAAUACAAAAUCUGAUUUUAAGGGAAACCCAACAGGCCAAAGUAUACAUGUGAAAGACAUUUUACUUAGUAGUAGUUCUGAAGAUGAGACUGAUGCCGUAAUUGGUAAAAUAAAUGAGGCUGUUCACUUUGCAGCACUGCAAAAACCUCACAAAACAGGGCUGGGGAUGGAAAGGGUGACACAGAAAGGAAAGUUGGCAGAGGAUAUGAAGAUUGGCAGUAGAGGACAAGAUGAACUGGAGAUAAGAGAAUCAGAGGACGGGUUGAUGUCAAAGCCAGAGGGUGCUGCUGCUUCCAGACAAAACACAUUAUUGAACAAUGUCUCUGCUGCAGUGUGUGUGAAACCUCUCAAUGCAGAGAAGGAGGUGCAUCCUGUGCUGUUAAAGCAGGAGAGUAAUAAGGUGAUUAAAGCUCUACAGGAGAGGAAUGGGGAUGAUAUGAAGCUGCAGCGCAGUGAGGAGAGCGACUCAGAAGGAAGUUUCAUCGAGGUAUCGGAUGAAGAAUUGAAAGAAGAGGAAUCUGAUGAUUCACUUGUAAUUACUGGAGACGAAGGACCUCCGGAAGAGGUCAAUAAGGACGGGACCAAACAAGAAGAAGAGUCCAAUAAAGGUUUGACAGAGGUUCCAGCUGCUGCUUUACAGGUAGAGGAUGAAGAAGAGAAGAAGAGACAAACUGAAGAGGAAGAGUUAGAGGAGGGCACAGAGACAGAAUCCAGCUCAACUCCAGCGAUCAAUGAAUGGGAACACUUUGAUGUGGACGAGCUGCAGGCUCUGGAGAGCUCUCUGCAGGUGGAGCAGAGCAGCCUGAGGGAGCUGAAACAGCAGCAGGAGAGGAUGGCCAACACAGUCACCGGACAAAUGCAGCUAGAGAGCCAGGAGCUGCUGCGACUGUUUGGCGUGCCAUACAUGGUGGCUCCGAUGGAGGCCGAGGCUCAGUGUGCAGCACUGGACCGCGCUGACCACACAAACGGGACCAUCACAGACGAUUCUGAUGUGUGGCUGUUUGGAGGGAGACAUGUGUACAGGAACUUCUUCAACCAGGAUAAAUAUGUUGAACAUUUCCAGUACAGUGACCUUCAGAAUCAACUGGGUCUGGACAGGACUAAACUGAUAAACCUAGCCUACCUGCUGGGCAGCGACUACACCGAGGGUCUGCCCGGGGUCGGGUAUGUGACAGGCAUGGAGAUACUGAAUGAGUUCACAGGGCCGGGCUUGGAACCUCUCACACAGUUAAGGGAAUGGUGGUCAGAGGCCCAGCAGAACAAGCGUCUGGCUUCUGAUCCUCGGGACACAAAGGUGAAGAAGAAAUUGAGAACCUUGAAACUCCAUCCUGGGUUUCCAAACCCUGCGGUGGCUCAGGCCUACCUGCAACCUGCUGUGGAGCAGUCCGACAGCUUCUUCAGCUGGGGACGUCCACAACUCGACAUGAUCAAAGAAUUUUGUCUGAGUCGUUUUGGCUGGAGCAGUCGGAGGACAGAGGAGACUCUUCAGCCUGUGAUAAAGCAGCUAAACACCCAGCAGACUCAGCUGCGGAUCGACACAUUCUUCCGCUUGGAGCAACAGGAGAAGCAGGCGAUCCGCAGCCAGCGGCUCCGCAGAGCUGUCACCUGCAUGAAGAGAAAGGAGAGGGAAGGAGGAGAGGAGGGAGAGGACAGUGAGGAGGACCUGUCACCCCCUUCAAAAUCUAAGAAAGGGAAGGCACCAUGCAAGAGUCCGAAAAAAAGAGGAGAAGGACAGAGAGAAGUCGAGAUGUCUGUGUCCGGAGGAGGGUUUCUGGGGUCGGAGGCGAUUGUUAAAUCUCCUCCUCCAUCUCUGAAGGAUGUGAGUUGCACCAGCCAGGAGUCCCUGUCAGUGAAGGCCAUCCCUCAGUCUUCUAACAUUUUACCUCAGAGAGCUAGUGGCAGCAGCUCUGGGGAGGACAGCGAUGGUGGUGGCGGUGAAGUUGCUAUGGUUACAGCCCGAUCUGUGUUCGAUGGCGGCCGACGAGGGCGUGGAGCAAAAAGUACAAGAGGGAGAGGAAGCACGAGAGGAAAGAGAAGGGGAAAUAAAUCGUGAGGGGGGAAACUGAACUUCAAAAAGCAAACGUGAAUAUAUCAUUCAUUCAAAAUGAUGUCUGCAAAAUUAGAUAUUUAUAACGGUAAUUAUUGAAUCAUGAACAGUGAUGAAUUGACCUUCCUCUGUAUUAAAUAAUCCAACUGUUGAUGUGACUGAAAAUAGGUUACCUGUUUAGAAGUAUAUCUGUCGAGAAAUGAGAAUAUUUUUGCAUUAAAUCUUUGAGUUAAAGGUUUCUGUACGUCAGUUUGGCUCAGAAUUCAGCCACUUGUCGUGCCAAUAUAUGACUGAGACAGGUGCAAGUCUUCACAUAGCUUAAAUUACCUUCUGGCGGUAUUUCAGUCGCCUUCUGCUUCUGCAUGUACUCUCCCCCUUUCUCCCUCUUCCUCACACACAAACAAUGAGGCUUUUGAACAGGAAUUAAAAUCUGAAUAAAUGGCUUAAGUUUUUCAUUAAUUGCACCAA